Molecule: messenger RNA, 924 nt
Organism: Linum tenue
Lineage: Eukaryota; Viridiplantae; Streptophyta; Magnoliopsida; Malpighiales; Linaceae
Source: the annotation of a GenBank genome assembly
AUGGCUUCCACUACUUUCGCCGCUGUUACUCUUGUGCUGUUCUUCUCGUGGCUGUUGCUGCUGGCUGAAGGAGGUGGAAAUGCGGGGGAUCCGACGAGAGGGUUCGUGGCGCUGCCACUGACCGCAUCGCAUAUGAAGGUUCAGUGGCCGUAUGACCUGCGAAAGGGGGAGCGUUACAGCUUUGAGAAUGGCGUCCACACGCUCAAGGUUUACUCCAACGACAAGCCACACUCUAAGGAAAGCCACACCAGGCCUCGCACCGAAGUCCGUAUCGCUAUCUCUACUAUUCAGCUGUUUUCAUGGCUGUUACUUCUAGCUGAAGGAAGAGUCGACAGUGGAAGUACAAAUGCUGAUCCCACGAGAGGGUUCGUCGCGCUUCCACUGACUGCAUCACAUAUGAAAGUUCAGUGGCCGUAUGACCUGCGAAAGGAGGAGCGUUACAGCUUUGCCAAUGGCGUCCACACGCUCAAGGUUUACUCCAACGACAAGCCAUUCAAACAACACAGCCCCACCAAGCCUCGCACAGAAGUCCAUAUAACCGGAUACGAUUAUUCGUCUGGAGUGUGGCAGUUCGAAGGGCAUGGUUUCGUUCCGAGCGGGACAUCUGGUGUGUGCAUAAUGCAGGUCUUCGGUGCGAGCGAGCACGCUUCGACUCUGAUGGUUCGAGUUUACGGCGGCAACCUGGCGAUCUACAGGUCCAAAGUCCUUCCCGACAUCUACGACAGAUGGUUCAGGUUGAACGUGAUUCACAAUGUGGAUGAUGGUGAGGUCAAGGUCUACGUCGACAGAUCACUUGUGUAUAAAGGACCCGAUCACGGCGGCAAGUCUCACUACUUCAAGUUUGGAGUCUAUGCUCAGAAUGAUGAUUCUCGUCUCAUGGAAUCUCGUUGGAAAGGAAUCAAGAUUUUAAGAAAGAAGUCAUAG